This is a messenger RNA of Paramecium tetraurelia, 315 nucleotides long. RefSeq lists its product as uncharacterized. Lineage: Eukaryota; Ciliophora; Oligohymenophorea; Peniculida; Parameciidae. The record is from RefSeq and is a predicted model, not a curated record. The transcript has a single exon.
AUGUCAUUAAAAGAAUAGAGAAGGAUUUGUUCAAAACAUUAAUUAGAAAUAACAACAAUUGAUCUAAAACAAUCUACCCCUAAAGAUGAUAAAUAUCUUUGUACAAAAUGCCUAAUUGAGAAGAUAGAUAUUUAAAACAUGGCUUUAAUGGAUGAGACCCAAUUUAUGAUUAAAGAAAUGAAAUUUAAAUAAUAAACAUUUGAGUUGAAGGAAAAAUAAAAGAGAAUAGAAAAAUAAAAAUAGAUGGAAUGUAUGAUAAAAGGAUUUAAAGUUUAAGUUGAAGAAAUAUUUGACAAGAUAUUAACUAACAUUUGA